Messenger RNA from Pseudomassariella vexata, 297 nucleotides. RefSeq lists its product as uncharacterized. The record is from RefSeq and is a predicted model, not a curated record. The transcript has a single exon. The coding region runs from base 1 to 297 and encodes 98 amino acids. Lineage: Eukaryota; Fungi; Ascomycota; Sordariomycetes; Amphisphaeriales; Pseudomassariaceae.
AUGGGCUCAACUCACCCAGAUCCACCCGCUACCCCGCCGCCGUCUGACCUCAACGAGGUGGCACAGGCGCUGGAGAUUGCACGAGAGAGCCCUGACGGCGCAAAGGAUCCUGUCAUUGCCGGCAUUUUGGAGGCGGCUUUAAUCUCGAUUUGGGACAGAGUGAUGGCGCAACCCGACUCAUACGUCCUGACGCGAGAUGAGUUUGCCGUCUUCAAUUACUUCCAGCACCGCUUCCAGGGCAACAAGGUCGCCAGAGCCGCGAGGAAACGAUACUGGGACAACACCGUUGGACAGUAA